AACAAAAAAAAACAUUUUUUUUUUGUGCGUGUGUUUUUUGGACAUGAGUAAACAUAUUUGGGGAAUACGCUCCGGCAGAGAGGGACCUUGCCGCUGGGAAGUGUUCUAUUGAUCGUUCCGUUGAGUGAUGCAGUUGGUAUGAAAAUCGUAGGAUGGAAAUUGUUUGGGAGGUGGUGUUUUUCCUACAAGUCAAUUUCAUCGUUUGCAUGUCAGCACAACAAAAUUCACCAAAAAUCCAUGAAGGCUGGUGGGCCUAUAAGGAGGUCGUUCAGGGGAGCUUUGUUCCAGUGCCUUCCUUCUGGGGAUUGGUAAAUUCCGCCUGGAAUCUAUGUGCGGUUGGGAAGAGGCAGUCUCCUGUCAACAUAGAAACCAGCCAUAUGAUCUUCGAUCCCUUCCUGACAUCGCUGCGCCUCAACACCGGUGGAAGGAAGGUCAGCGGGACGAUGUACAACACAGGGAGACAUGUGUCAUUACGGCUGGACAAAGAACAUCUAGUGAAUAUAUCCGGUGGGCCGCUCACCUACAGUCAUCGUUUAGAAGAAAUACGGUUACAUUUCGGCAGCGAGGACGGCCAAGGCUCAGAGCACCUGCUUAAUGGGCAGGCCUUCUCUGGGGAGGUUCAGCUCAUCCAUUACAAUCACGAGCUGUACACAAAUGUAACAGAGGCAGCCAAGAGUCCGAACGGCCUGGUUGUUAUAACCAUAUUUAUAAAAGUUACAGACUCAUCCAAUCCUUUCCUAAACCGAAUGCUUAACAGAGAUACUAUAACAAGAAUAACAUAUAAAAAUGAUGCCUAUUUACUACAGGGGCUAAAUAUAGAAGAGCUUUAUCCCGAAACCGCUAGUUUCAUCACCUACGAUGGGUCAAUGACCAUACCGCCAUGUUAUGAGACAGCAAGUUGGAUCAUUAUGAACAAACCCAUCUAUAUUACCAGAAUGCAGAUGCAUUCCUUAAGACUACUAAGCCAAAACCAACCAUCGCAGAUCUUUUCCAGCAUGAGUGAUAACUAUAGACCGGUUCAGCCCCUCAAUAACCGCUGCAUUCGAACCAAUAUCAACUUUAGUUUACAAGGGAGAGACUGUCCAAACAACAGAGCACAGAAAGUACAGUAUAAAGUGAAUGAAUGGCUUCUAAAGUGAACCUAUUAGUCAACUCACCGAGAAGAGUCACCAGUCACCCCGUUGGCCUGGAUCGACAUAAUUUGCACCAAGCUCCAUCCACGUCUUUGGACAUGUACUUCAUUAACAGCACCCAUCAUGUGCAGUUCGGCGGCAAAGAAAAAAAAAAAAGAAAGAAAAGCAAAAACUUAAUAAACGUUCUAAAACGUCCAUAAGACCUCAAGGGACGAGGCAAACUCGCUACGGUUUCUGACAAUAUUACCAACCAAUGCAGGAGAAGACUUGACUGCCUUUGUACAUACAGACGGCUUUCUUUCUACUUAAAAGUUAAAAAAAAAAAUUGCUUUGGACACUUUCGAAGUGGAUCCAUAACCUCAUUCCACAAAUUUUGGGAGUCCCCUUGACCUGCUUUAUCAUAACCGCAUACGGAAUAU
Nanorana parkeri is the source of this 1552-nucleotide messenger RNA. It is a transcript of the gene CA10, whose product is annotated as carbonic anhydrase 10. Gene Ontology annotation, molecular function: carbonate dehydratase activity; zinc ion binding. The record is from RefSeq and is a predicted model, not a curated record. NCBI's taxonomy places the organism in Eukaryota, Metazoa, Chordata, Amphibia, Anura, Dicroglossidae. The coding region runs from base 153 to 1139 and encodes 328 amino acids. The transcript is spliced from 9 exons.